This is a messenger RNA of Artibeus jamaicensis (Jamaican fruit-eating bat), 3108 nucleotides long. It is a transcript of the gene APPL2, whose product is annotated as adaptor protein, phosphotyrosine interacting with PH domain and leucine zipper 2. Gene Ontology annotation, cellular component: cytoplasm; endosome membrane. The record is from RefSeq and is a predicted model, not a curated record. Bases 117 to 2105 code for a protein of 662 amino acids. The transcript has 21 exons. Lineage: Eukaryota; Metazoa; Chordata; Mammalia; Chiroptera; Phyllostomidae. Gene Ontology annotation, molecular function: protein binding. Gene Ontology annotation, biological process: signaling.
CGGGCGGUCACGGGCACGGAGCGUCCUCUUGGUCUCCAGAGCCAGGAAUAGCCUCGGCGGCCGCGCGUGCUGUUCUCUGUCCGUGCAUCCUGCCCUCAGCCCCAACGCGCGGCACCAUGCCCGCCGUGGACAAGCUGCUGCUGGAGGAGGCGUUGCAGGACAGCCCGCAGACUCGCUCUUUACUGAGUGUAUUUGAAGAGGAUGCUGGCACCCUCACCGACUACACCAACCAGCUGCUCCAGGCGAUGCAGCGCGUCUACGGAGCCCAGAAUGAAAUGUGCCUGGCCACUCAGCAGCUUUCGAAGCAACUCCUGGCGUAUGAAAAACAGAAUUUUGCUCUUGGCAAAGGCGAUGAAGAAGUAAUUUCUACACUUCACUAUUUUUCCAAAGUGGUGGAUGAGCUUAAUGUUCUCCAUACAGAGCUGGCUGAACAGUUGGCAGACACAAUGGUUCUGCCCAUCGUACAAUUUCGAGAAAAGGAUCUCACAGAAGUAAGCACUUUAAAGGAUCUGUUUGGACUCGCCAGCAGCGAGCAUGACCUCUCAAUGGCAAAAUAUAGCAGGCUUCCCAAAAAAAAGGAGAAUGAAAAGGUGAAGACCGAAGUAGUGAGAGAGGUGGCGGCCGCCCGGCGGAAGCAGCACCUCUCGUCGCUGCAGUACUACUGCGCCCUCAAUGCACUGCAGCACAGGAAGCGAGUGGCCAUGAUGGAGCCCAUGCUGGGCUUCGCCCACGGACAGAUUAACUUUUUUAAGAAGGGAGCAGAGAUGUUUUCCCAAAGCAUGGACGGCUUUUUAUCCUCCGUUGCGGACAUGGUUCAGAGCAUUCAGGUGGAACUGGAAGCUGAAGCCGAAAAGAUGCGGGUGUCCCAGCAAGAAUUGCUCUCCGUCGACGAAGCUGCUUACACACCAGACGCCGACAUGGCUGCCCCACAGAUCAACAGGACCCUCAUCCAGAAGGCCGGUUACCUGAACCUUAGAAAUAAAACAGGGCUGGUCACCACCACCUGGGAGAGGCUGUACUUCUUCACCCAAGGCGGGAAUCUCAUGUGUCAGCCCAGGGGGGCCGUGGCCGGAGGUUUGAUCCAAGACCUGGACAACUGCUCUGUGAUGGCGGUGGACUGCGAGGACCGACGCUACUGCUUCCAGAUCACCACUCCCAACGGGAAAUCGGGGAUAAUCCUCCAGGCAGAAAGCAGAAAGGAGAACGAAGAGUGGAUAUGUGCAGUGAACAACAUCUCCAGGCAGAUCUACCUGACCGACAACCCCGAGGCAGUCGCCAUCAAGCUGAACGAGACGGCUCUCCAAGCAGUGACUCCCAUUACAAGUUUUAGGAAAAAACAAGAAAGCCCAUGCCCCAGCCAGAACCUGGAAAAUUCAGAGAUGCAAAAUGACGAUGUUGUUCCCAAAGCGGCAGUCGGUGUACCGGAAGCCGAAGAACUCAUCGCGCCUGGAACACCCAUUCAGUUCGAUAUUGUCCUUCCUGCCACAGAAUUCCUCGAUCAGAACCGAGGGAGCAGGCGGAUCAACCCUUUUGGCGAGACUGAGGACGACACGUUCCCAGAAGCAGAAGAUUCUCUUUUGCAACAGAUGUUCCUAGUUCGGUUUUUGGGAUCGAUGGCCGUUAAAACAGACCACACUACCGAAGUGAUUUACGAAGCGAUGAGACAAGUACUGGCGGCGCGGGCUAUUCAUAACAUCUUCCGUAUGACAGAGUCCCACCUGAUGGUCACCAGUCGAGCUCUGAGGUUAAUAGACCCUCAGACUCAAGUGUCCAGAGCCAAUUUUGAGCUGAACAGCGUCACCCAGUUCGCUGCUCAUCAGGAAAACAAGAGGCUGGUCGGCUUCGUGGUCCGCCUGCCUGAGUCCACGGGCGGGGAGUCUCUGAGCACAUACGUUUUUGAAAGCAACUCGGAAGGCGAAAAGAUAUGUUAUGCUAUUAACUUGGGAAAAGAAAUCAUUGAGGUUCAAAAGGAUCCGGAAGCAUUGGCUCAAUUCAUGCUGUCCAUACCACUAACCAAUGACGGGAAGUAUGUACUAUUAGCCGAUCACCCAGAUGGCAGUGAUGGAAUUCCAAGUGAAGACAGAGGCGCAGAAUCUGAAGCCUAAGUCUUGUGCCUUUGGGAGAAGAGCCCCCGGGAAGGAAGGAGAGCUACCUCCUCAAGGGUCCCCACCUUCUCCGACGCACGGACACCCGGCCUGGCUUCAGAAUGCUGACAGUCGCUCACGGAAUCGCUCUCUCUCAUGCCUUGGUACUGAGACUUGGGAGGGGAACAGUAAGAAACGGUGGGCAGCAUUCCUAGCCAUCUGCAGCUGUUACUCUAGGUGCUUUGUGGUAAGUCCUUCCCUUAGAUUGUUACUCAGUGUGCAGAAUGAAAGGAGAUAGUGCAGCAUUCACUGUAUUUGGAUUUCAUCUCUUCACUUUCCAGUAUCCCUUUUUAAAACUAGCAAAAGCCUAGAUUUACAAUUUGAUGAACACUAAAUAUUUCCUAUUAAUAUAAUCUAUUUUUGUAUUUUACUUAAUAAGCUUUAAGUGCCUGUCAUUUUGAAAACCAUGUAAUUAUAAUCGAGCUUGUCUCAUAAUUGGACCUACCAGCAUUAAUUUGUGCAGUCAGGUGACAAGCCCUGCUUUGAGGCCCAAGCACUAGCAAAAAUGCACCUCUAGUUCUGAUGACUAUUCAGGCAUCAUGCAGCAGAAUGACUAGCAGAUGCGAACCACGAAAGAUGUUCGGCUUCACAGUGGAUCCUCAGUGAAGCCGCAUUCUGAGGUUUAUGGACCUGCAGAUGGUACCGUUUUAGUAGAUCUCCAUGGACAGGGUGCAGUUCUGCCAGGUCCUCUUUCUUCUGAGCCAGACCCUCCUCAAGGAAGGAACCAGUUACUUUUAAAACUCACUUGAAGAACAGUUGGUGGUGGGGCUUCGUAUAAAGUUCCUACUUCCACUCUGGCACCCCAGCAGACUCCACUCUCCCCUGAUACGUGAAAUAAGUACAAUGAUCUUGAAUUGGUACAGUGUAUUUAAUUAUAACCAAGUUCGACAGAAUGUCGUUGUCUUUGUAAUAAAUUAACCUAGCAGUAAAUGCUAGCAAAUAAAACCUAUCAUUCUGUUUCUUU